AUGGGAGCCCAUCGUGCUCCAUUACUCAUAAUACUUCUCUACCUCCCUACCGUAAUCUCUCAAUUCCACCUCUUCAUUGUGAUAUCAUGCCAAUCGUAUUGCCACGUCACGUUCCGUCAUCACGAGAUGGAAUACUACAGUGUUAUGGAACACACCGCCCAAAUUGCAAGACAUUUCGAGGAUCCUGUUCCGAAUGUCACUUUCCAAGUGGACAACUUCUUCAAUACGACUGAUUUCAUGCCAGUGACAACAAGUAUCGAAUGGAUCAGUCAUCUCAACAAGACGUUUUAUUUCAAUCGGGAUGGAGUCAUGAUUAUCGGACACUACUUCUGCCCAGACGGACGCUGCCUAAUCGACAACACUCGGGCGGAAUACAAAGAUAAAAUUGAGAAAUGGUCAUUCCUUCUGGUUCUUCUCGGAGUUAUUUUCUUCUUACUACUGAGCGUAGUUGCUGAUGUGGUUUAUAAGUGGACGAAAGAGAAGAUCAUCGGAAGAAAAGACAAAUCACAACCAUAUAACUCACUGGAAUUAAUGGAUAUGUCGAAGAAGAAUUCUGUCACGACGAGCAGAGCAUAA
Caenorhabditis remanei is the source of this 576-nucleotide messenger RNA. RefSeq lists its product as uncharacterized. NCBI's taxonomy places the organism in Eukaryota, Metazoa, Nematoda, Chromadorea, Rhabditida, Rhabditidae. The record is from RefSeq and is a predicted model, not a curated record. The transcript is spliced from 2 exons. The coding region runs from base 1 to 576 and encodes 191 amino acids.